UCUCUCUCUCCCUCUGUGUCUCUCUCACUCUUUAGCCGUUGGACAAUGACAGUAUCACAGCUGACGCAUUAACCAAGCACUCGACUGAAAGACUGUGGUUAUUUUCCUGUCUGCCACCUGCACUCUAAAGCCAAACUGAGGGGACCCAACGAAGAGAUGAUCUACGACUAUAGGCCACCAAGUGUGAAUGGAAGAUUUUUCUCACUUGCUUUGACUCUCAGUGACCAGGAGGUGUGUCCAAUGUAAGCCAGAAUCCAUAAGCAACAAACGAAACCAGAGAGACAAAGAAGAAGAGCCGAAGAGUCUGAAAGAGAUUCAUGACUGGUCUACAGAGCAACAGAAAUUAAAUCUGCCACUUCUACGAGUCCAAGAAUAAUUCAAAGGUUAUAUGAAUCAACUAAUGCCAGCUUGAACGAACCAUUUUUAAGUACACAACGAAACAGAGACAGAAUGCUUUAAAGAGAGCGACUCAUAGAAGCGCUCCAACACCAAAUAUAAGAGGCUCUAAUCAAGGCCAUCCCGCAACAUAAGAAAUUUCUUAAUUCCAAUCGAAGAGAGGGUGACAUCAUCAUGGAUAUCUUUGGAGGUGCUCCUCGUGUUUUGGGCUACCCACGCCCUGUGAUGGCACAGUGUGGUACAGAUGCCACACUGAGGUGCCAAAUCGAUGGGGACCCUCGUCCUGAUGUGAUAUGGGAGCGUAAAAACGUCCAGAUCUUGUCUGAUGGACACUACCAGCUCUCCGAGGAGGGAAAAGCUUACCUGCUGACCAUUAGUGGAGUGACCCUGCAGGAUGCUGGCCAGUAUAUUUGCAAGGCCAAAAAUAGCAUAGGUGAAACCUAUGCAGCAGCAUCCCUCAAGGUGGAAGGAGAGGCCCAGCCACAGGAAGAGGGGCAAAGGCAAUUAGGGGUCAAUGGUGUGAAGCAAACAGUUAAAGAACAUGGAGAAAUCGAAGGAUACGUGAAUGGCUAUUGCACGAUGCAAAAUGGUGAACACAGGAAAGAAAAUGGAGAGGGGCUGAAUGGGGAGCACAAAUGGAAUAGCAAGAAUAGUGAAAAACGAGAAGAGCUUGAUUUAACAUCUGAUGAGAAACCACGUUUCCUCAUCAAGCCGCUCUCUCUGCGCGUGGAUCGAGGAGAAGAUGCCGCAUUCUCCUGCAAAAUCUGGGGCACUCCGCUGCCCGAGGUGACAUGGGAAAAAGAUGGGAAGAAGCUGAAUGACAUCUUUGAGAGUGCACACUUCAGUGUGAGCAACCAAGAUGGCGGCUGGUUCCAGCUCAAGAUCUACAGGACACGCAUGCCAGACAAAGGUGUCUACACCUGCAGGGCCAUCAACUGCCACGGUGAGGCCUUGGCAGGUGGUGUCCUUCUUGUGGAGCCCGUACCAGAGCGAGAGGAGAGUAAAAUGUCCUCAAAUGGUCACACUAACAGCCAGUGGUCGCCGAAGCACAGGGGCGGGAGGCUCAGUUUGUCAAGAGUUACAGAGGAGUUACCUGUCAAUGUUUCUAAAGCCAAGAAGUUUGCAGUGGCAGAGGGGAAACACGCCAAGUUUCGCUGCUUUGUAACAGGGAAGCCCAAACCGGAGAUCAUUUGGAAGAAAGAUGGGGUUCCCCUAGAGCCCGGGAGGCGUCAUCUGAUAUUUGAGGACAGAGAGGGAUACUACACGCUGAAGGUUCUGUACUGUAAAGUGCAGGACACAGGACUGUAUGUGUGUGCAGCAUCAAACACUCUUGGAAACACCCUCAGUGCCGUUCACUUGUCCGUCAAAGGCCCAGCUGUGCGGUUCAGGCGUCCAUUAAAAGACAUAGAGGUGAGGGAGAGGGAUGUUGCUGUGCUGGAGUGCGAGGUACCGGAUGAGUCGGUCCCAUCUGCCUGGUACCUGGAGGACCAGCGGCUGAUGCCCAGCAGUAAAUAUGGGAUGGAGCAGAAAGGAACCAAACGAAGACUGACAAUCCAUGAUGUUGGGACGGAUGACGAUGGAGUGUAUCUGUGUGAGAUGCCAGACGGAGGAAAGAGCAUUGCAGAGUUAUCAGUUAAAGGAACUAUUAUUCGCAAACUUCCUCGGAAGCUGGAGGUCCUGGAGGGUGAGAACGCCGUGUUCUGCGUGGAGGUGGAGAACGACGACAUGGAGAUCCACUGGUUUAAAGACGGUUUUAAGAUACACGAGACUCACCAGACGAUCCUGAAGUCUUUUGGAAAAACUCACAUUCUGGUCUUUGUCAACGUGGCCUAUCAAGACUCAGGGGUAGUGACCUUUGUCGCAGGAAGAUCCAAGACCUCAUCACGUCUCAAGGUCAAAGCCACAAGACACUGCCCCCCUAUCUGUCCUGUGGGAGUCAAAAUGGAUGUGGAUCGACCCAACAGUGCCUUGCUCACCUGGGUUCCUGCCCCCAACAGCCAAACCUCCACCCGAUCCAUAUUUGUCGUGGAGAGACAGGAAGUGGGCUCCCAAGAGUGGCAGAAGUGUUUCACCUCAGAGACCGCCACUUCAGCUGAGAUCGCCGCCGACAGCGUGCAGUACGAAGGCGACUACCGAUUCCGCGUCUGUUGCAUCAACAAGUACGGGCGAAGCGGCCAUGUGGAGUUUCCCAAAGCUGUCCAUCUUGCUCCUGGGCCAAAGAUUUGCAGUAAUCUCAAAGGCUGUGAGGUUGUGGAAGGAGAAGACGCUCACUUCUCCAUCGAACUGUCUGCCACAAUGGUUGGAACCUGGUUUCUGAAUAGCGCUCAGCUGCAGCAUGGCGGAAGAUAUUUAAUACAACAGUCCCAAAAACAGCACUCACUGGUUAUCCGUGAAACUUGCGCGUCAGAGGACACAGCAGAGGUCACGUUCAUAGCCAACGGAGUCCGGGAUUCAGCUGUGCUCAAGGUUAAAUCUGCUGUGGUAAAAUUCAGUCCUCUGUCAGACUUAGACAGCAAUAAGAGAGUGGACAUUGGAGACGCCAUUGUCCUCUACUGUGAAGUUUCCCACCCAUUCGCAAAAGUAUCCUGGUUCAAAGAUGGGAAAGAGCUCGAGGUGGCUGAUGGCCUCAACAUCCAAUCAGAUGGAAACAUGAGGAGGAUUGUGAUUCAGUCAGCUGAUGCAUCUCACUCUGGAGUUUAUACGUGUGAAACUUCAGGAGAUGUCAUCAAAUUUAAUGUGAAUGUUGCAGGUCCUCCUGUGGAGUUCAUUCCGAUCCCAGAGGAAGAGCUCCAUAAGAGCAGCAUGGAGCUGGACCCCGUGGUGCUGAUCUGCCAUGUCUCCACAGACGAUGCUGAAGUCGUGUGGUAUAAGGACGGCUGUGAGAUCCAGCCCAGUGACAACAUCACUCUGCAGGCAGAGGGAACCAUGAGGAGGCUGAUCAUCCGCUCUGCAGAAACCUCAGAUGCUGGCAACUACACCUGCCAGGCAGGAAACAACAGCAUGGAGUUCACUGUCAAUGUCAGAGAGCCUCCAGUGAUGAUUGUGGAACCUAAGGAUGAUAUUGUGAUGGAGAGCUAUAUCUCAGAGGAGGUCCACCUGCAGUGUGAGUUGUCUCGUUCCAGUGGGAAGAUGCGGUGGUUCAAGGAUGGCCAGGUGGUGGAGGAAAGUGACAACAUCCAGCUGAUAUCUGAGGGUCCUUACAGGAGGCUGACUAUCCUCAGUGGCUCGGUAGAGGAUGGCGGAGAGUAUGUCUGCGAAACAGAUGGAGACUCUGUCUUUUUCCAGCUUAGUGUUAAGGAGCCACCGGUAAGAAUACUUUCCCCCAGUGAAUCAGAGUUGGAACUGACCCAUUUGGCCUCUGAGAGGCUGGAGCUUCGCUGUGAAAUCUCCCAGGCAGAUGCCCCUGUCCGGUGGUACAAAGACAGCCUGGAGGUAGAGGAGGGUCCUAACUUGAUCCUGGAGGUGGAUGGGGACCAACGCCGGCUAGUUAUACCAGUAACCACUGUGGACGACACAGGGGAGUAUAUAUGUGACACUGAAGAUGACUCUGUGGCCUUCCUGGUGACAAUUACGGAGCCAGCAGUGACACUUACUCGUCCCAAAAACAUGCCGGAUAAACUGGAGAGUUUUACUGGAAAACCUAUCAUGCUGGAGAUCGAGGUGUCCCGUCCAAGCGCUGAAGUAAAGUGGUGGCUAAAUGGCAGAGAAAUAGAGGAGAGCAGUAAUGUCACCAUCACAGAGGACGGGCUCAUCCAUCGUCUGACCAUCCACUCUCCCACCCCAGAGGAUUCUGGGAAAUACAUCUGUGAUGCUGUUGAUGAUAAAAUUGAUUUCCAGGUCAAAGUUUCAGAGCCUCCGGUAAAGAUCCUAAGAAAGUCAGAGAUUAAGACAAACCUUAAAUCCCUGAUUUCUGAUGACAUUGUGCUGGAGUGUGAGCUCUCCAGGGCUAAUGCCGUCGCCAAAUGGUACAAGGACAACUGUCGUAUUGAAGGCAAUGAAAGGUUUUGCGAAGAGGAAGAAGGCGCUUUCCGUUCCCUGGUCAUCCUCAACGCUGAGCUAGAAGACGCAGGAGAAUACUUUUUAAAUGUUGGAGAUGACAAUAUCAGCUUCCAGGUUACAGUAGAAGAACCUCCAGUGACAAUUGUGGGUAACUCAAAUGACCCUGACAAUCAGGAGAUGGUGGCAGGAGAUGAUUUGAUCCUGGCCUGUGAAGUGUCCCGUGCCAAUGCUCCUGUCCAGUGGUUCUGCAAUGAUAGGCUGCUCACCAAUGACUCACGUACUUACAUUGAGAGCUACGGCACUCUGAGGAAAAUUAUCAUUUCAAAUGUGCAGUCCUCAGAUUCUGGGAAAUAUGUGUGUGAUGCUGUUAAUGACAAGAUGAUCAGCGUUGUCAGGAUUCAAGAGCCUCCAGUUACAUUUUUGAACAAGAAAGAUGACAUUGUCAUCACGGGCUAUGAAGCAGAGAGUGUGACAUUGACGAGCUACGUGUCCAAGGAAAGUGCUCUAGUGCGUUGGCUGAAAGACUGGACACCUGUUGAGGGCGAACGUUUCCGAGCACUUACAGAGGGCCAUGAGCGCACAUUUACCAUCGAUCCUUUGAGGCGCUCUGAUGCUGGCGAGUACACUUGCGAUGUCAACACGGACCAGAUCCACUUCAGCCUGCUGGUGAAAGAAAUGAGAAUCAAGUUUUUGAGGCCACUCCGAGACACUGUGGCCCAUGCUGACGGUAUGGUGACCCUUCGUUGUGAGGUGUGCAAGCCAAAAGCAGACGUUCAGUGGCUGAAGAAUGGCGUGGAGGUGUCUGCAGGCAGGAGGUUCUCGAUUCGAGCGGAUGGGGUUGAGCGAAGCUUGACCAUCCAUCGUUUAACCAGAGAGGAUGCUGGGGAGUACGCCUGUGAGUCCAGAGAUGACCGGACUGUGGCAACGCUGCGAGUAGAGAUGCCUCGAGUGGUGGAAUUCCUUACAGAGCUCCACAACACCACUGUACUUGAAGGAGAAGAUGCCACCUUCAAGUGCGUGGUUUCCCCUGAGGAUAUCCAGUUGGUCUGGCUCAUGGACAAUGAGCCUGUCACCCUGGGUGAUCGUUUCCAGACAAACCAGAAUGGCCUGUGCCACACCUUGGUUAUCAAGAAGUGCCAGAUGUUGGACUGUUCGAAAAUUACAGCAGAGGCCGAGGGACAAAUAAGCAAAGCCAACCUCAAAGUUCAAGAGGCUCAGGUCAUGUUUACUAAGAAAAUGGAGGCCGUCAUGGCAGAAGAGUUUGGCGACGCCACAUUGGAGACAGAGAUCAGCAUUGAGACGGGAGAGGUCCAGUGGAUGAGGCAAGGGGUGGUCAUCCAGCCCGGUCCCCGACACACGCUAACACAGAACGGCUGUAAACGCAUUCUGACCAUCCAAAACCUGACGCUGUCAGAUCGGGGAACCUAUCGCUGUGAGACUCUGCAUGACCGGACACAGGUCAAGCUCAAUGUAGAACCCCGUAAAAUCUCCAUCCGUAAAGGCCUAACUGACCAAGAAACCUUUGAACGAGAGACUGCCUCCUUCGAGGUGGAGCUCUCCCACACAGAUGUAGAGGGAAUUUGGCAGAAAGACGGCAUCCGGGUGAAACCGAACAACCAGUGGCGGGUGAGCACCAAUGGGCGAAUCCACGGCCUCACCCUGUCCAACCUCACCCUGGAGGACACAGGCACUAUCGUCUUCUCAGGUGAAGGGGUGCGCACCACUGCCAGGCUCACUAUCAAAGAGACACCGGUGACUAUCCUGAGAGCUCUAACUGAUGUCCGUGUGGAGGAGGAAUUUCCUGCCACUCUGGAAUGUGAAUUCUCCAGACAAAUCAUUGAAGUCAAGUGGCUUAAGAAUGGGAAGGAGCUGAAGCCAGGACAGAACUGUCGGAUCUACUCCAUGGGCCGGAAGCGGUUCUGUCAGAUCAUGCAGUGCUCCUUGGCUGACACCGGCACCUACACAUGUGACACAGGGGAAAUCAACACUUCCUGUUCACUGGAGGUUUUUGAGCAUACGUUGGAGAUAGUGCAGGAUCUGGAGGAUCUUUACAUUCAGGAGGACCAGAAUGCUGUUUUCAUGUGUGAGGUUUCCCGGGAGGACGUUACAGGGGAGUGGUACAAAGACAGCCACAAGAUCCGGCCCACUAGCACCAUCAAGAUCCGCACUGAAGGGACCAAACACUUUCUACUGAUGUGUAAUGUCAGAGCUGAAGAUGCUGGGGAAAUCCGCUUUGUAGCCAGGGAUGUUGAAUCUACUGCUUACCUGGAGGUGGAAGAGCUCCCUGUUUCCAUUGUGAAACCCCUGCGAGAUCGAACGGCCCUGGAGAAACACCGCGUGAUCCUCGAAUGCACCGUUUCCUCGCCCCGCUGCAGUGCCACCUGGUACAAGGGCAAAGAGGAGCUGGUCCCUUCAGAUCGAGUGGAGAUCCUGGCCGAUGGCUGCUCCCUGAAACUGGUGAUCCAGCAGGUGGCCGUGGAGGAUGAGGGCACCUACAGCAUCGAGGUUGGGGAGCACACGUCCAAAGCCAAGCUGAUGGUGGAAGCCCAAGCUCUUGUAAUGGUCAAAGAGCUCGAGGAUGUGGAGGUAACUGAGCCCGAGCCGGCAUCUUUCCAGUGUGAGGUGUCUGUCGCCAUCAACAAGCCUCCCGUUUGGACUCUGAACGGAGAGACCCUUCAGCCGGGCCCGUCUGCACGGAUGGAAAACCACGAGACGGUCCACAAACUCACCCUGAAGAACACCAGCGUGGACAUGAGCGGGGUGGUGAAGUUUACCAUGGGAAAGGCUAAGAGCAGUGCCACGCUCAGUGUUAAGUAGAGGAAAAAGGGAGGAAAAGCAAGUGACUCUGAGAGGAAGGAAGAAACUGACUGCAAAAAUGGGAAUUGCUCACGACACCUAAAACUUUUCAACAUCCAAUUUGUCCUGUUUGGAUGGCCUGCACUUCCCCUUUUCUGAGUUUAUUUCAAAUUAAGGGUACUCAGUGAAAUUAGACUAAGCAUUUUAAAGGUCCAGUGUGUAACAUUUAGGAGGAUAUAUUGGCAGAGAUUGAAUAUAAUAUUCAUAGGUAUGUUUCCAUUAGUGUAUAAUCACUUGAAAAUAAGAAUUGUGGAGCUGUUUUCAUCUUCAGAGGGAGCGGGUCCUCUUCUAUGAAGUCCGGCAUCUUGAAUCCCCAUGUUUCUACAGUAGCCCAGAGUGGACAAAUCAAAUAAUAGCUCUAGAUAGGGCCUUUUGAGGUUAUUAUAUAAUAUUAUUGUAUUUUGUGAGUUUCACUGCCAGCACAGUUUGUCUUACUUGGAAUGGGAGGGUGGGAUGAGGACUUUACAAUCAGCAGAUGCCACUAAAAAUCCUACACACUGGACCUUUGAACUUUAAGGGUGUUUUACUUCAAUCAAGGUAUUUUUUAUUUUUUAUUUUACAGGAUAGAUUAUAUUUAUAUGCCUGAUUAAGAUUUCUAAUUGACUUUACAUCCUUGUAUGUAGCUGUGGUUAAUCACAUGGCGUCAAAUACAUGUUUUCUCCCUGAAAAUGCACUGGCUGACAAUUUUGUAAUACAUCAAAGCUAAAUAAACUGUGAGGUACAUAAUCACAGCACUCAAAACACUAAUCAGCGACUGUUUUGAUAAUAAAUGAAUCCCUUUAUUAUUUUUUUAAGUAAAAAAACGAAAUAUUGUCUAGUUGCAAGGAUAUGCUGUCUUACAUCUUUAUAAACAGAACAUACUGAGGCUCAGGACUGUUGAAUAAUAAUAAUAAUGUUAGAUGCAGUCCUUUCAUACUCUUAUUUUGUUGAUAUUAAAACUUUUCCUUAUCUCUGA
Messenger RNA from Dicentrarchus labrax (European seabass), 8206 nucleotides. It is a transcript of the gene obsl1a, whose product is annotated as obscurin like cytoskeletal adaptor 1a. The record is from RefSeq and is a predicted model, not a curated record. Lineage: Eukaryota; Metazoa; Chordata; Actinopteri; Moronidae. The coding region runs from base 571 to 7212 and encodes 2213 amino acids. The transcript has 25 exons. Gene Ontology annotation, molecular function: protein binding.